This is a messenger RNA of Fusarium vanettenii 77-13-4, 799 nucleotides long. RefSeq lists its product as uncharacterized. Lineage: Eukaryota; Fungi; Ascomycota; Sordariomycetes; Hypocreales; Nectriaceae. The record is from RefSeq and is a predicted model, not a curated record. The transcript is spliced from 2 exons. Bases 27 to 788 code for a protein of 253 amino acids. Gene Ontology annotation, cellular component: nucleus; cytosol.
CCAUUACCUAUCGUGACGCCGGUAAGAUGGGAUCCGCCGCUCCUUUGCGCCUCGCCAUUCUCGAGGCCGACACGCCGCAGCCGCAGACUCGCGAUCGCUAUGGCGGAUAUACGGGUGUCUUUACGGCUCUGCUAAACGCGGCUGCCAAUUCGCUCAAGCCGCCUCAGAAGCUGGAUGAGAUUGUGACGAUCAAGGGAUACGAUGUUGUCAACGAACUUCACUCGUAUCCUGCGCUCGAGGACAUUGACGCCAUCCUCAUCACCGGUUCUAGGCAUACGGCGUUUGACAAUGAUCCGUGGAUCCUCAAGCUCGUCGAGUAUACGAAAAAGGCCAUCGAGACGGACCGUGUGCGCGUCGUGGGUAUCUGCUUCGGCCACCAGAUCAUCGGUCGUGCUGCUGGUGCCAAACUCGGACGGAGUGAUAAGGGCUGGGAGGUUGCCGUGACAGAGGUUGACUUGACGGCCAAGGGCAAAGAGAUCUUUGGGUUGGACAAGAUGCGCAUCCACCAAAUGCACCGCGACAUCGUCUCCGAAUUCCCCCCCAACUCGAUCCCCCUCGGCUCCAACGCCAUCUGCGAAGUGCAAGCAUUUUACUCCCCCGGCCGAUACAUCAGCGUGCAGGGUCACCCCGAGUUCACAGACGAGAUCAUAUCCGAGGUUCUCUUUAACCGACACACGGUCGGAAUCUUUAGCGACGAGCUGUACGCAGACGCUAUGAAGAGGGCGCCCAUCCCGCACGACGGUGUGGCCAUUGCCCGCGCGUUUCUCAAGUUCAUGAGGGAGGGGUGAAUUAUUGCGGC